CCGGAGGAGACAGGAAUGAGGGUGAACAAGAAAUACUCUUGUCUACCUGCAGAGGAGAAGGGGAUCCACAUUAUCAACAUCCGAGCUAUUGAGGAUAUAGGAUAUGACCAGCAUGAGAGUACAUUACUAAAUUCCCUAUCCAAAAAUCCAGAUGCUGACUGCAAAUACGGACUCUACUUCAGAGAUGGCAAGAGAAAAGUAGACUACAUCCUAGUUUAUCAUUACAAGAAGUCUUCAGCAGGGAGGACACUCACCAGGAGAGUUCAUCACAAUGAUUCAAGUGCCCGAAGCACCAAGCAGGACCAGCCGCUUCCUGGGAAGGGAGUGCAGCUGGAAAUGGGAGGAAGCGAACCUCAUGUAGAUUACCACGAAGACGACAAGAGGUUUCGCAGGGAGGAGUACGAAGGGAACCUCGUGGAGGCUGGCCUGGAACUGGAACGCGAUGAGGAUACUAAAAUCCAUGGGGUUGGAUUUGUAAAAAUACACGCACCGUGGAAUGUAUUGUGUCGAGAGGCAGAAUUUCUUAAGCUCAAGAUGCCCACAAAAAAGAUGUAUCAGAUCAAUCAGACCCAUGGUCUUCUGAAAAAGAUUAACUCUGUAAUUCAAAAAAUAACAGAGCCCAUCCAGCCAAAAGUAGCAGAACACAAACCUCAGACGGUGAAGCGCCUCUCCUACCCCUUCUCCAGAGAGAAACAGCACCUAUUUGAUUUGUCUGACAGAGAUUCCUUCUUUGACAGCAAAACGAGAAGCACUAUAGUUUAUGAAAUAUUGAAAAGAACUACAUGUACCAAAGCAAAAUAUAGCAUGGGGAAAGGAGAGGGAAGAAAGAAGGAAACUACCCUUUUAAAUAAAAGACGAAAAUGUGGUAAAUAUGGGAUCACCAGUCUGCUUGCCAAUGGAGUUUACAGUGCUGCAUAUCCUUUGCAUGAUGGUGACUAUGAAGGUGAAAACGUUGAACCUAAUGACAGAAAACUCCUGUGUGAGGAGUGGGCGAGCUAUGGAGUCUUUUACAAAUAUCAGCCAAUUGACCUGGUGAGAAAAUACUUCGGAGAGAAGAUUGGACUAUAUUUUGCCUGGCUGGGAGUUUAUACACAAAUGCUUAUUCCAGCUUCAAUUGUAGGGAUUAUUGUUUUCCUAUAUGGCUGUGCAACUGUGGAUGAGAAUAUACCAAGUAUGGAAAUGUGUGACCAGAGAAACAAUAUCACCAUGUGUCCCUUAUGUGACAGAACGUGCAGUUACUGGAAGAUGAGCUCUGCUUGUGCGACUGCUCGCGCAAGUCAUCUGUUUGAUAACCCUGCAACUGUCUUCUUCUCAGUUUUCAUGGCUCUCUGGGCUGCCACCUUUAUGGAACACUGGAAGAGAAAACAGAUGCGUCUCAACUACAGGUGGGACCUGACUGGGUUUGAAGAGGAGGAGGAGGCAGUCAAGGAUCAUCCAAGAGCAGAAUAUGAAGCUAAAGUUUUAGAAAAAUCACUGAGGAAAGAACACAAACAUAAAGAGACAGAUAAAGAAAAGCUGACGUGGAAGGAUCGUUUUCCAGCCUAUUUAACCAAUUUUGUUGGCAUUAUCUUCAUGGUUGGGCUGACGUUCGCGAUAGUGUUCGGAGUCAUCAUAUACAGGAUCUCGACUGCAGCGGCGCUGGCAAUCAGUUCAACUCCCUCAGGCCGGUCAAGCGUUAGGGUCACCGUCACUGCCACCGCAGUCAUUAUCAAUUUGGUCGUCAUCAUCAUCCUGGAUGAAGUAUACGGCUGCAUCGCAAGGUGGCUAACUCAGAUCGAGGUGCCAAAAACUGACAAGAAUUUUGAAGAGCGGCUGAUUUUUAAGGCUUUCCUGCUGAAAUUUGUCAAUGCCUACACACCCAUUUUCUACGUCGCUUUCUUCAAAGGCCGAUUUGUUGGACGUCCAGGAGACUAUGUCUACAUUUUCCAUUCUUUCCGAAUGGAAGAGUGUGCUCCAGGCGGUUGCCUAAUGGAGUUGUGUAUCCAGCUUAGUAUUAUCAUGUUGGGCAAGCAGCUGAUUCAGAACAAUUUAUUUGAGAUUGGCAUCCCAAAAAUGAAAAAAUUUAUACGAUACAUGAAAUUAAAGCGUCGGCGUUCUUUAGACCAUGAAGAGCACAUGAAAAAAAAGCAGCGUUAUGAAGUGGACUAUAACCUGGAGCCUUUCGCUGGCCUGACCCCUGAAUAUAUGGAAAUGAUUAUUCAGUUUGGGUUUGUAACUUUGUUCGUUGCAUCCUUCCCGCUGGCGCCUUUGUUUGCUUUGUUGAACAACAUCAUUGAAAUUCGUCUAGAUGCAAAAAAGUUCGUUACUGAGCUGAGGAGACCGGUAGCAGUCAGAGCAAAGGAUAUAGGAAUCUGGUAUAAUAUCCUCAGAGGUAUUGGAAAGCUUGCUGUCAUAAUAAAUGCAUUUGUGAUCUCAUUCACAUCCGACUUCAUUCCACGCCUCGUGUACCUGUAUAUGUACAGUGAGAAUGGCACCAUGCAUGGCUUCGUGAACCAUACACUAUCCUCUUUUAAUGUCAGCGAUUUUCAAGCAGGAACAGCUCCCAACGACCCCAUGGAUCUUGGCUACGAGGUUCAGAUAUGCAGAUACAAAGAUUAUCGAGAACCCCCCUGGUCCGAAAACAAAUAUGAUAUUUCAAAGGAUUUCUGGGCUGUCCUAGCAGCAAGAUUAGCAUUUGUGAUAGUUUUCCAGAACUUGGUCAUGUUUAUGAGUGAUUUUGUUGACUGGAUUAUCCCAGACAUUCCCAAGGACAUUAGUCAGCAGAUUCAUAAAGAGAAAGUUCUCAUGGUGGAGGUCUUCAUGAGAGAAGAGCAAGGAAAGCUGCAAAUGCUAGAAACCUGGAAAGACAAGGACAAGAAAAAAGGUGAAAACUGUAACAAUCACAGCCCCAGACUCUCCAGGAGCCAUAGCGGGAGCUUGUCCUCCUGCCAUUCAUAUCCUCUUGACGUAUAG
Gavia stellata (red-throated loon) is the source of this 2952-nucleotide messenger RNA. RefSeq names its product anoctamin 1 (gene ANO1). Gene Ontology annotation, cellular component: plasma membrane. The record is from RefSeq and is a predicted model, not a curated record. The coding region runs from base 16 to 2952 and encodes 978 amino acids. NCBI's taxonomy places the organism in Eukaryota, Metazoa, Chordata, Aves, Gaviiformes, Gaviidae. Gene Ontology annotation, biological process: chloride transmembrane transport. Gene Ontology annotation, molecular function: protein dimerization activity; chloride channel activity. The transcript is spliced from 26 exons.